AUUUCGAUUGCACGAGUUGGUCCAAAAUGUGGGCCUUCAAUACGGAGCGACUCUUUGAGAGCAGACGUAAUGAGCCCAGAAGUCGUCACUUCACGCCCCAAAGCUCAGAUUUUUCCAGUGCAAAAUAAAUAUAUAAACCCCGGAUUUAGGCCACACUCAAGCCUCUCGUUGUUGUCGGCCUCAUCCACGAAGUCAACGGACGCCAAGGCAAAGUCAAGCUUCCGUCCUCCUCCUCCUCCUCCUCCUCCUCCUCCGCCCAUCCUCCUGUCGGCGACUGCGAGGCCGAUGGCUCUCUGGACGUUAAUUUGCGAGGUCCUAUGGUGGUGGAACCUACUCGUUCCCCGCGCCGGGAAGGUCGUCGACGCCUGCUUCGGUGUCCUCUCCUGGGUCAAUUCUCUCUCCUGCCUUCUCGACGUCCAGGCCGACCUCCGAAAGCUCCGCCACACCGUCGACCGUAUCCACGACCUCCUCCAGGACGCCGAGGAGACCCGCUUCAUCGAGGAAAGCCACGUCCGCCUCUGGCUCUCCGGGCUCAAAGACAUCGCCUUCGACGCCGAGGACCUCCUCGACGAGAUCCAGACCCGGGUCAACGUCUCCAAGCUGCAAGAUUCUCGGAAGAGAAAGCGGCCUUGGCACUUCUUCUCGGUCAGCCCAGUCCUUCGGAGAUGGUUGAUUUCACGAGAGAUCGCCAAGAUCUGGGAGAAGUACAGAGCCAUUACCGAGCACCGUGAUUAUCUCCCUCGCAGGGAGGGCGAGUACAGGAGGAAAGCCCAGGUUAGGGAAGAACGCCUCCCUCCAGAGGCGGGCUCUCUCCAAGGUGAGCCCUUAAUCGUCGGCAUCGAUAAUAAGAAAAGGGAGCUUGUUCAGUUGUUGAUCUCGGGUGGGGGAGAUGGCGUUGCCGUUGUUUCAGUACUCGGUGCCGGAGGAAUCGGGAAGACGACGCUUGCCAGGCUUGCCUUUGGUGACCAAGCAGUGGUAAAUUUAUUCCCUUUGAAGUUUUGGAUUGGUCUUUCCCAAGGGUUCGAUGUGAAGAAGACUACAAAGGAGAUUAUUGAGGUAAUGACUGCAGAAAGAUGUGAUGCUUCGAACUUGGAGCUGCUGCAGCGCAGGCUUCAGCAGCUGGUGAGUGGGAGGAAGUUCUUAUUGGUGCUAGAUGGUGUUUGGAAUGAGGAGCAAUAUUAUUGGGAGAUGUUGCGGGCUCCUUUAAUGGCUGGAGGUAAUGGAAGCAGGAUUUUGGUAACUACUAGGAGCGAAUUGGUCUCGAAGAACAUGCGCACAUUGCCUCCAAUCCAUUUGAAUGGUCUCGAGGAGGAGCACUGCUGGUCGUUGUUUCGGGACCUAGCAUUCAAGCGAGGAGCUUGGGAUCGGCACCAGAACUUGGUGGAGAUCGGUAGGGAGAUAGUGGAGAAGUGUCAGGGAUUACCUCUAGCAGUCCAGUCGAUCGGCGGCCUCUUGUACAAUAAGACAGAUGAAGAGGAGUGGAGAAGUGUAUUAAGUGAUCUGCCAGAUCCAGAGCCAGAUGAUGAUGCCUACAGGAUGCUACCGACUUUGAAGGUGAGUUAUGAUCAUUUGCCAUUGCAUCUGAAGCAGUGUUUUGCUUUCUGUUCUAUAUUUCCCAAUGGUUAUGAGUUUGAUCGAGAUGAAUUAGUCAAGUUGUGGAUAGCAGUUGGUCUUGUUAAGCCUAGGGGAAUGAGGCCAUUGGAGAAUAUUGGUGGCAAGUACUUUGACUAUCUCUUAUGGAGGUCAUUUUUCCAUAUAUCUAGCAGCAGCAACCAACAAUCAAAACGGAAAUACAAAAUGCCAGGCUUAAUUUAUGAGCUAGCACAAUCUUUUUCUGAACAUCAAUGUUUGAGAUUUGAGAACAACGCAGUACAUGGUGAAUCAGAGAAUUCUCGCUAUGUGGUGUCAUCCCUUCAGAAUAUGGAUCCUAUAGCAUUUCAGAAGAUUUAUGAGAACCAAGGCUUAAGAUCAUUUAUAUUGCUUCCUGAAAAUGGUGUGCCCAUGAAGCAGGUUCCGAAUCAUCUAUUUCGAAAUUUGAAGCAUUUACGUGCUUUAGAUUUGAGACAGAAUGAAUUAGUUGCAUUACCAGAUGCUAUUGGAAAUCUAAUUCAUCUGCGGUUCCUCAACCUUUAUGGCACACAGAUAGAGAGGUUGCCAGAAUCUGUCAGUAACCUUUACAAUCUGCAGGUACUAGAACUUGGUGAGUGCAACAAGCUUCUAGAACUACCCAAAGGCACGAGCAACUUGGUUAAUCUACGGCAUCUGGGUUUGCAUCUGAACUGGGAUAAGCAUAGAAAUAGAUGGAUUGAUUUGAUUUCCAUGCCACCAGGGAUUGGCCAAUUAACUUCUCUACGAACAUUGUCAAGGUUCAGUGUAUCUGGAGAGAGUGGAUGUGGUUUGGGGCAGUUAAAAGACUUGGAUCUCCGAGGAGAACUAUGCAUCUCAAAACUGGAAAAUGUUGUCAAUGUGAACGAUGCUGCAGAUGCAAAUUUGAGGAACAAAAAAUACAUUGACUUUUUGAUGCUCAGAUGGAGUGAAAGCACCUACUCUAACUCGCUGGCUGAAAGUGGAGAACAAGUAAUCAAAAAUCUCCAUCCACACACCAAUAUCAGAACUUUAUGGAUAGAUAACUACAAUGGAACAUCAUUUCCAGAUUGGCUCCAGGAUCAGUCAUUUUCAAAUUUAGACACAUUGAGGCUCUCCAACUGCAGAAGAUGUGGAGUCCUCCCUCUAGUGGGAAAGCUGCCACAACUCAGAAAUCUCUACUUAGAAGGGCUGCCUGAAGUGCAAUACAUGGGCUGUGUGGUUCCCGAUAAUGGCAAUACUAUGGGUUUUCCCUUGCUUGAGAUGUUGUUUAUAGCAAACAUGCGUAGCUUGGAGAGUUGGUAUGAAGUAAUACAGGGUGAAAUGGCUUGCCUAAAAAAACUUGUCAUCUCAUAUUGCCCCAAGAUAAAAGAACUUUCCCACCUACCACGUUCUCUUGAAUAUUUUGAGAUGAGAAACUGCCAGAAACUGUUGUCUCUUCCGGUGCUUCCACUGCUUCAGGAGUUGGUGAUUAAAGGAGGCACUGGGGAAAUAAUCAGGUGGAUUCAUCAGCUCACCUCUCUGUCCUCGCUGACUGUUUCUCAAUUGUCUCGUGUUAAAUCUCUACCCAGAGGCUAUCUUCAUAACCUGAAAGUUCUUAGAGAACUGAAGAUUGAAGGAUGUGAUAAGCUUAAGUCAGUGGCCUUGCAAGAUCUUGCUUCUCUUGAACUUUUAGAGAUAUCAUCAUGCCAAAAACUAUCAUCCUUUGGUGAUGGGGGACUGCCUGCAACACUAAAAGAAUUUCGACUUCGUUUUUGUGACAAUCUCAAAUCCCUGCCAACCCGAAUGCAUCUGUUACCCUCUCUUAAUCAUAUGGAAAUUUGCAAUGUUCCAAUGCUCACAUCAUUACCGACAGAAGGAUUACCUUACUCCCUGAAAUAUCUAGCUAUCAGUGGAUGCGCAUUGCUGCAACGUUGUUGCGAAAGAAAUGGAGCUGAUUGGCCUAAAAUACAACAUAUUCCUUUAAGAGAUAUUUGUGAUAGUUCUUCGAGUUGA
Molecule: messenger RNA, 3579 nt
Organism: Phoenix dactylifera (date palm)
Lineage: Eukaryota; Viridiplantae; Streptophyta; Magnoliopsida; Arecales; Arecaceae
Source: RefSeq, a predicted model, not a curated record